Messenger RNA from Paramuricea clavata, 1512 nucleotides. The record is from the annotation of a GenBank genome assembly. NCBI's taxonomy places the organism in Eukaryota, Metazoa, Cnidaria, Anthozoa, Malacalcyonacea, Plexauridae.
AUGGCGGACCUGCGUUCAAUUCUGGAAAGCGUAGUGAGUUUGUUUAACGAAAUAGAAAGCUUUAAUUCUGGAGCAACUGAUCAGUUUACUAAUUUAGGUUACCUAGAAACAUUGAACGUUCGAGCAGAGGAAUGUAUUCGCCUUCUUCGUACAUUAUUACAAAGAAUUAGUGAAAUAACAAGGGAAAGACAAGGUCAAAGUAUAAACCACAACAUGCAGCUACGGGACGAUUUCCAGCAGAUAUGUAACGCAUUUGAAAGAAGCUACUACCGCUUCCUUCAAAGCACAACCGCCUCGACCGAUCAAUUAAACUUUUCUUGUCAAACAGAAAGGACAUCUGUGCCUGGACGACCACGAGUGAUAAUCACAAGACAACAAAUAGAAGCACUAAGGGAAAUUCACUUUUCAUGGUCUUGUGUUGCCAGGCUACUUGGUGUGUCAGAACGCACUCUGGAUAGAAGAAGGCGAGAAUUUCAAAUGCCAAUGGGAAGGGCGUGCUACUCAAAUAUCGGUGAUGAUGAGCUUGAUCGUAUUAUUUCAGAAAUUAUUGGUUUGAGUCCAAACGCUGGUGAAACUCUUGUUCAAGGUGCGUUAAGACACCGUGGCUUCCUAAUUCAACGUCGACGUGUACGUGCAAGUCUAUUGCGUGUCGACCCAAUUUCUAGGUUGCUUCGUCGACGUCAGCUAAUAUAUCGUAGAUGUUAUCAAGUCAGAGCACCAAAUUCACUCUGGCAUGUAGAUGGCAACCACAAACUUAUACGAUGGAGAUUUGUUGUGCAUGGAGCAAUCGAUGGAUACUCGAGACUAGUAACGUUUUUGCAUUGUAGCACAAAUAAUCAAGCUGCAACUGUGUUGCAACACUUCACUUCAGCUAUUGGGAGAUUUGGGUGCCCAUCUAGAGUACGAACCGACAUGGGACUGGAAAAUGUUGAAAUUGCAAGAUAUAUGUUGUACAGGCGUGGCAUUGGUAGAGGCAGUAUUAUUACAGGUUCUUCAGUACAUAACCAACGAAUUGAAAGAUUGUGGAGAGAUGUAUUUCGUUGUGUUUCAUACCAAUUUAGAAACAUAUUUUUCUACAUGGAGGAAAGCAACAUUCUUGAUCCCCUAGCUGAAGUUCACUUAUUUUGCUUACACUAUGUGUAUUUACCACGUAUAAAUAGAGCACUCACUGAAUUUGUAGAACAAUGGAAUCAGCAUCCAGUAAGCACAGAAGAAAACAGGAGUCCAUACCAAUUGUGGGUUAGUGGCAUGUUGGCAUCAGCUAACUCAUUGUCUACAGCAGUUCGUGAUGUAAUAGAUGGUACUGAAGAGCCCUUGUUACAAUAUUAUGGUGUUGAUGAAGAUGGUCCAAUUGUUGCUGAUGAUGAUGACAAUAUUGUCAAUGUUCCUCCCUUAAAUAUUGAAUUGUCCCAGGAACAAGAACACUUAAUUAUGGAUCAAAUAGACCCACUACUUGAAGACAACAAUUAUGGAAUUAACAGUUUCAUAAGAAUGGUUAACUUGCUCCAAUAG